This is a messenger RNA of Sebastes umbrosus (honeycomb rockfish), 1786 nucleotides long. It is a transcript of the gene nkap, whose product is annotated as NFKB activating protein. Gene Ontology annotation, cellular component: nucleus. The coding region runs from base 16 to 1500 and encodes 494 amino acids. Gene Ontology annotation, biological process: regulation of gene expression. The record is from RefSeq and is a predicted model, not a curated record. The transcript is spliced from 9 exons. Gene Ontology annotation, molecular function: chromatin binding. Lineage: Eukaryota; Metazoa; Chordata; Actinopteri; Perciformes; Sebastidae.
UCCCUCUGGGAAGUCAUGUGGGAGGUGGAGGAGAUCAAUAGGCAACUGCAGGAGGGGGUGAUAAAAACCUACUGUAAGGACAGUUAUCAGCAGCCUUCAAAGAAAAUUAUUCCGGCAGCAGCAUUUUAUUGGAGUAAUCUUGUUAGUGAUAUUGACUGGAAGAAAGUUUGGUCCUUACCACAAAAGAUCCUUCUAACAAAUCAGUGUCGGUGGGAGUCUAAGCCGUCUUUAGUGAUGCCUCAGUCGGGUGGGUCGAGCUCAGACGGCGGUGUGGAGCCCCGGAGUCCCGGUUCUCGGAACCGCAGACCUCGGACUCGCUCCCGGUCCCGGAGCCGCCACCGCAGCGGCAGCAGAGAGCGGAGUCUCUCUCCGUACAGCUUCGGGCCAAAACUCCCGAAGCCGCGGAACCGGGAGAAGGAGCACGAGGAGCGGGACCGCCGGUUCCGAGAGGCCAGAAACAUCCGGAGGAUCCGCAUCGGAAGCCCCCAACGGGGCCGGUCCAGGUCCAGAUCCAGGUCCAGAGAGCGACACAACACCAACACCACCAACACCAACACCAACAACACCAGUUACAACCACUGGAGCGAGCAGCGGGACGCCGGGAAACACGGAAACAGCUUCAAAGAUGAUUAUUACUACGAGCAGCAGAGAGACGACGCUCAGAGGCAGAGACAGGAGGCCUUCAUAGCCAGGCGUCUGCAGGAGAGAGAGAGGAUCGGUGAGUUAGGGUGCCCUGAAGUUUGGGGAUAUUCACCGAGAGUGAAAGAGCCAGACUCCGAUGAAUUCACACCAGUCGAAGAAGACGAGAAGAACAGCAGUUCAGAGUCGAGCUCAGGAGCAGACAAGAAGAAGAAAAAGAAGAAGAAGAAAUCCAAGAAAAAGAAGAACAAGAAACACUCCGAGGACAGCGAGCUGGGGUCAGAUUCAGAUGAGGAAGAAAUAAAGAAGAAGAAAAAGAAAAAGAAGAGCAAGAAGUCGAAGAAGUCCAAGAAGAAGAAGGCGAAGAAGACCCGCAAGGAGUCCAGCAACUCCAACAGUGAAGAGUCAGGGGAGGAGGAAGAGGAGGAGGAGGAUCCCAACGGGGUGUUGUGGGUGGAGAAGACCUGCAUGGACGAAAACGUGGUCGGCCCCGAAGCUCCGCUCACACACUUGUCGACGGACGACAGGCCUCUGGAUUUCGGUCAUGCGCUGUUGCCAGGUGAAGGUGCUGCGAUGGCAGAGUACGUGAAAGCAGGCAAACGUAUCCCGAGGAGAGGUGAGAUCGGUCUCACCAGCGACGAGAUCGCAAACUUCGAGAAGUCCGGCUACGUGAUGAGCGGCAGCAGACAUCGUCGUAUGGAGGCCGUGCGUCUGAGAAAGGAAAACCAGAUCUACAGCGCAGAUGAAAAGCGAGCGCUGGCGUCCUUCAACCAGGAGGAGAGGAGGAAGAGAGAGAGCAAGAUCCUGUCGAGCUUCAGGGAGAUGGUCUACAGGAAAACCAAAGGCAAGGAGGAGAAGUGAACGUCACGUCUUUAGAGGGCACCUUUACUUUUUUUUUCUUGAGGUAUUAAUGUUUUAUUUUUAUUGGGAGGAAAACCUCAUUCAGAUUUAGUUGAAUGUCCAGUGAGACGGGAGGAUUUUAACUGUAAAGAAACGUGUGCAAGUGAGACUGUGGUAUUAUAUUCUACAUCCUGUUUACUCUGGAACUCGUCUUCCCUUUCGACUGUUCAACCUAAAUUUUCUCUUGUAAAUGUUUUGCAAAUCAUCCUGAUCAGAACGGUAAAUAAAUUUUCAUUAUCGAGUUUCA